AUGGAUCUCCUGACCGAGUCUCUAAUUAAGAAUUGUAAUAUGUACUUGGUCUUUGAUUUCAUCCUUAACUCAAACAACCGCGUACUCUGUCUCUUUCAUAUCAGUCACAACUGGCCUGACGCCGAUAACAUCAAAAUUCUGACGGGCGUGCGGAAGGCAAUGGCUCCAUAUAGUCGCGUCCUCGACGCCAACAAAUGUUCCGCCGACUUGCCUGCCAGUGGUUUAUUCAAGCCCGCUCACGGGCCUCUUCUGUCUAAUUUUGAGGAGGGCAGGAUUCGGCAGUACAACAUUGAUAUUCACAUGAUGGUUGUAUUGAACAGCAUGGAGCGCUGCCUCCAUGAUUUUAUUAGGCUUGGGAAUGCGGCAGGUUUGCAGUUUGAGAGGGUUUGGGAUCUUGGGGAUAUGGGAGCUGUGGAAUUGAAGUCAGGGCCAAGCUAUAAAAUUAAACGACUCAGUACUGGCUGUAAUUUUAACUACAUGAGAUAG
This is a messenger RNA of Laccaria bicolor S238N-H82, 486 nucleotides long. RefSeq lists its product as uncharacterized. The coding region runs from base 1 to 486 and encodes 161 amino acids. The transcript is spliced from 3 exons. NCBI's taxonomy places the organism in Eukaryota, Fungi, Basidiomycota, Agaricomycetes, Agaricales, Hydnangiaceae. Gene Ontology annotation, molecular function: methyltransferase activity. The record is from RefSeq and is a predicted model, not a curated record.